AUGUGGCACUGCUUCAUCCUCCUCCUCCUGUGCACCUCCUCUCUGGCCAAUGCCGUUCCCUUGUCAGAUGCUGCUCUACAGUCUUCUUCUCAGCAUGGGUUCUCGCUGGCUGUGAAUCCAAAGAGCGAUGCCUCGCGGAACUUUGUCCGCGAUUGGGCUGCUGCCCGGCACAAAUGGGGCAAUGGAGUGCCCAAAGAAGGGGCGUCCAUGUUUUCUUUGAGUGACAGCCCUGGGCGCGUUGAUGUCGUACCUAUGGGAAGCGACGACAUCUAUCUGGCUGAUGUGCAGAUUGGGAAUCCUCCUCAGACGGUGAAAUUGGCCCUGGAUACAGGGUCUUCAGAUCUAUGGCUUCAAUCAACCGAUACCGAAUAUCUGUACAAUGUAAAAGGCCCAUGGGCCCCUCUAUAUCGUCCCAACGAAUCCACGACGUCUCAUCUCGUUGAGGACGCCAAAUGGUUUGUUUAUUACAUGGACGGCACCCACGCUGACGGCAUUGUCUAUCAUGACACUGUCUGGCUGGGCGACUUCAAAGUCGAGAAUGCAACUGUCCAGUCCGCGAAAGCAGUCACCAGCCGAUUCGAACAAGACAUCGAACUGAGCGGCAUCCUGGGGCUGGCCAAGAGGCUGCCAAACACCGUUGAGCCUCCGGCCCCGUCCUUCCUCAGUCUGCUGCGGCAACAGCUCAAACAUCAGGUAUUCGGCGUUGACCUGAACAGAAACGCCUCGGGCGUCUUCACCUUUGGCUACCUCAACGAAAGCCGCGCCUCGGAGGAAAUCGCCUGGGUCGAUACGGACCCGGACAGCCCCCACUGGGACGUCGAGUUCAACCUGACCACCUGGGGCCCGCAGACUACGCCGUGGUACUCGCAGCCCUUCAUGGCGACAAUCGACACGGGCACCACGCUCAUGUUUCUGCCCGACAACCUGGCCAGCGGAUACUGGCUGACCGUCCCGGGCUCGAAAGUCGACAGGCAGCUGGCGGGCGCCUACUCGUUCCCCUGCGAGCUCGCCAAGGACCUGCCGGAUCUGAUGCUCAAGAUCCCCGGCUCCGACCGCAUCCUCACCAUUCCCGGGCCGUAUCUCAACUAUGGGCCUUCCGAGCUGGAUCCGUCGGCUUGCUGGGGAGGGAUGCAGAGCGCCGACGGCCUAAAGGUGACUGUGCUGGGGGACAUUAUGCUCAAGGCGUUGUAUUUGGCGUUUGAUCUCGACAAGGGGAGAGUUGGUUUUGCCAAGAAGCAUUUGCAUGACGUCUAUUGA
Molecule: messenger RNA, 1257 nt
Organism: Trichoderma citrinoviride
Lineage: Eukaryota; Fungi; Ascomycota; Sordariomycetes; Hypocreales; Hypocreaceae
Product: acid protease
Exons: 4
Coding region: 1-1257 (418 amino acids)
Biological process (GO): proteolysis
Molecular function (GO): aspartic-type endopeptidase activity
Source: RefSeq, a predicted model, not a curated record